ACACAAUGUGCUCAUAGGAAAAGGGGUGUGUCAGGGAAAGAGAGGACGUUGUGAUGUCACGCAAUGGGUGGGACGAUUCACCUGCAGCCUAGCAGUGGAGAGUCAGUGCCGUGAAACUGGUCCAACCGGUAAAGGUCUCUGGGCGAUCGGAGGUAUAACCUGCCGCCUCACCGCCGGUUGGGACACGACUACAGGACGAUGGGAACAGCCUAACCCAGAUGGUGUGAUUCGUAGCAGGAAGGGCUGUAGAAGUGAAUGAGCCGAGGCACACUUGUUUAUGGAUGACAGCCUCAUGGUGACACCCCUAACGAUUUGUCGCAUAACAGAACACGGCAGACUACUCUUGUACUGAGCCAUGGCAAUGGGGGACAAAGUUGCCAUUUUAUCCGAAGAUGAGGAAGAACAAAAGAGGAAAUAUGUUCUUGGUGAUAGUUUUAAUGGCGUCAGCUCAGAGUCUAACCAAACUGGACCUGGAGAAGGUCAUCCAGCUCAGGAUACCAUUUCCACAUCAGACGAAGAUAUGGACUGGCUGGAAAGACACUGUGUCAAAAUUAACAAUGACCUUCUAAUUUCAAAAGUUUUCUACUUCUUCUUCUACUCUGCAUAUGGCUCCCUCUACCCACUGCUACCCGUGUACUAUAAACAGCUUGGCAUGUCUCCAACCCAGAGUGGGAUGUUAGUAGGCAUUCGAUACUUCAUUGAAUUUUGCAGUGCCCCCUUUUGGGGUGUCAUUGCUGACCGCUUUCGAAAAGGGAAGAUAGUUCUGCUCUUUUCCGUUCUAUGUUGGGUUUUGUUCAAUUUGGGCAUAGGUUUUGUGAAACCAGCAAGGUUAUUGUGUGUGCCUGAUAAUCCUGUGCCUGUACAACCUACUAACUCCAGCGUCCCAAUUUUUACAACAAAUCCACCUUUUAUUUCGGUAUCGGCACCAAAUAGCGUAAAUGAUACCACUAAAAACAGAAGAAAGAGAGAUGUGCAUUCAGAUUUGGAGACAUCAUUUUUUGAUGGAGAGGACUUUAUUUUACACCGAGAAGUCAGAGAGGCUGGAAAUGACAGUGCCUUAAAUGAAUCAAUAGGAUCUACUAUUUCUUUUAAUGCAACCACUAUUGCAACAACAACAACUACUACUACUACUAUUAUAACCACAAAUAAGAGUCCCAGCAAAGAUCAGUUUGAAUUGCAAUAUGACAAUGAAGAUGUAGAAACUAUUUUCCUUCUGAUUCUGCUCGUGGUCAUCAUUGGAGAGUUUUUUAGUGCUCCAGCUGUUACUAUUGUGGAUACAGUGACACUCCAGUAUCUAGGCAAAAACAGGGAUCGCUAUGGACUUCAACGAAUGUGGGGAUCCCUUGGUUGGGGGUUGGCCAUGUUGUCUGUAGGUAUAGGAAUUGAUCACACAAACUUAAUUGUAAAUGUGGAAGGUGAGGGUUGCAGACCUCCCGAGUACAAAAACUACCGCAUUGCUUUUAUUGUCUUUGGAGUCCUGAUGUCAGUGGCACUAAUUGUCUCUACCCAGUUCCACUUUUAUUACCACCAUUUGAAAACAAGUGGGGAUAGGAGGGAAGACAUGGAGAUAAAUCCAGUGGAAGCAAGAUCUCAGAAUGAAUCUCCAACACAAAGUCAAAAUGAAACCAGUGGCCAAGAUGAUUCAAGUCAAGGCUUUAGGUUUUUGGAUUUGGUGAAAAUUAUAUGCACAGUGCAAUAUGGCUCUGUCCUCUUUGUUGCCUGGUUCAUGGGAUUUGGCUAUGGAUAUGUCUUCACCUUUCUUUUCUGGCACCUUGAAGACCUUAACGGAACAACAACUCUUUUUGGUGUUUGUUCAGUUCUGAGUCACAUAUCCGAGUUGACAGCUUAUUUUUUCAGCCACAAGUUGAUUGAGCUAAUCGGUCAUGUCCGGGUGCUAUACAUCGGUUUGGCCUGCAACACUGCCCGAUACAUAUACAUCUCUUACAUGGACAAUGCGUGGACAGUUCUUCCAAUGGAAGUGCUGCAAGGUGUUACCCACGCAGCAGUAUGGGCAGCUUGCAUUUCAUAUCUAAGUGCUGCAGUUCCACCGGCAUUACGCACUUCAGCACAGGGAAUCCUGCAGGGUCUCCACCUGGGUCUUGGCAGAGGGUGCGGUGCAAUGAUAGGAGGUGUUAUGGUCAACUUCUUUGGUGCUGCGGAAACAUUUCGCGGGAUAGGAAUGGCAUCUCUUGUGAUUCUCCUGCUAUUUUCUCUUAUCCAGUGGGUAGCAAUUCCCGACAAGGAAGAAGAUGCCGCGAUGCUGGCAGAAAGGAUCCCUGUUCCCUCAAGCCCAGUACCCAUAGCAACUAUUGACCUCGUACCACAGCAUCCGGAGAACAUCAUGCCCGUCCAACGCAAACUUCCCCCUAAAAAAACAAAACACCAAGAAGAGCAGGAAGAUGCCAACAGACCUGCUUGGGGUCUAGGCUCCUCACCCUGGGUCACUCUUGCAUAUGCAUUUUGCCAGAUAAAGGAACUGCUGUCACUUGCCAAAAACAACCAGUUCUCUGAAAAUCAGCCUUUACAGGAAAAUGAUAAUGAUAAUGGACAACCAACAUCACAGUCACUGACUAUGAAUGAAGAAGCUGCGGCUCCAGCGCAUGCUACCAUGAUCCCUGAUGCCCAGGAGCAAAGUCUUCAAGUUCCCCAAACAGAAGGGAAUGCGUCUGAUGCCAUUUCUCCGGAUAAUAACGCUGUUAAUUCAACAUCGCAUUCAGAAGACACACGACAUUAGGUAGCUUUGGAGAUGCUGAAGUAGUCACAUACUGAAUGUAACCGAUACACUGAACGAACCACAGAUAAUCGGAUAACAGUUGACAAAUUGUAUUCAAAACUGAAAGGAAAUCAGACUUCUAACUGUGUUUAGUACACAAAACAAUCGACUAUUCUGAAAAUGUAUUUACACACUGGAAUGCGUAAUGAAUUUAAGAUGAAAUGUCAAGAUGCGGUUCAGGUGUAGGACCUCACCUGUUCGAGAAGCAGUAAAACUAAAAGCCAA
Messenger RNA from Spea bombifrons (plains spadefoot toad), 2998 nucleotides. RefSeq names its product major facilitator superfamily domain containing 6 (gene MFSD6). The record is from RefSeq and is a predicted model, not a curated record. The coding region runs from base 356 to 2734 and encodes 792 amino acids. NCBI's taxonomy places the organism in Eukaryota, Metazoa, Chordata, Amphibia, Anura, Pelobatidae. Gene Ontology annotation, biological process: antigen processing and presentation of exogenous peptide antigen via MHC class I. The transcript is spliced from 7 exons. Gene Ontology annotation, cellular component: plasma membrane.